CGAGCGCGCGGCGGAAGUGAGUCACGUGACGCGCCGCGCCGCGCCCCCAGCGCCAACGACGUUGUUGGGAGGGAAGCUGGCCCCGCGGCAGCUGGGCUCGGCAGCUGUGCGGCGGUGGCGGGUCAGUUUGGAGCCGGUGGAGGCCGCCGCGGGGCUCCAGUCAUGAACGAGUUGCUUGCUGGUCAUGCGCUGGUGGACCUGUGAGAUAGGCCAUUUAUUUUACCUCGUCGGGAACAUCGUUUCAGUUUGGCUUCAGCAAAGGCUUUCUCUUAAAGUCUUGAUGGUCGAGAGCCCACAUGACAGGAAGAUGUUACCGAGUACUUCAGUGAAUUCCCCAGUGCAGGGGAACGGGGUAUUGAGUUCCAGGGAUGCGGCCAGACACACAGCUGGAGCAAAACGCUACAAAUACCUGAGGAGGCUUUUUCGUUUCCGGCAGAUGGACUUUGAGUUUGCUGCCUGGCAGAUGCUCUACCUGUUCACUUCCCCACAGAGAGUUUAUAGAAACUUUCAUUACCGGAAGCAGACAAAGGAUCAGUGGGCCAGAGAUGACCCUGCUUUCUUGGUCCUGUUAAGUCUCUGGCUCUGUGUGUCCACUAUAGGAUUUGGCUUUGUGCUGGACAUGGGAUUUUUUGAGACGAUAAAGCUGCUCCUUUGGGUUGUAUUCAUAGACUGUGUAGGCGUCGGCCUUCUCAUAUCAACCUUAAUGUGGUUUAUCUCUAACAAGUAUUUAGUGAAACGGCAGAGCAGAGACUAUGAUGUGGAGUGGGGCUAUGCCUUCGAUGUGCAUCUGAACGCUUUUUACCCUCUCCUCGUCAUUCUGCAUUUUAUCCAGCUUUUUUUCAUCAACCAUGUCAUCCUAACGGACACAUUUAUUGGAUAUUUAGUUGGAAAUACCUUAUGGUUGGUUGCAGUUGGCUACUACAUCUACGUAACUUUCCUAGGAUACAGUGAGAAUAUAUGCAAAGUACUAAGGGCAUGCGGAAAAGAGAAAGAAAAUGUGACUGUCUACACUGAAAUGAAAAGUAUCAACUGUGCUGGCAGUGCAUCUUACAGUACUGUCGAUAUCCACCAUUUUUAAGGCUCAGAGACUGUGUCUUCAAAAGAAAACAAGGCUGUCUGGAAGCUGUUUGUUCAGCCUGCUGGGUAACCAGGUGACACUCCCCCAGGCUAAAGGCAACCAGCUAGAACCUCCAGCUGCCAGAGGCCUCAGCCACUGGCUACUCUGAAAGCUCAAGAGAUUCAAGCUCUGCACACCUGUAACCGCCUGCAACCCACCUGCGGACACCAGGCUGGUUGCGAACUGAUGUUGAUAAUUCAUAAUUUUGUAAAAGACUUUUGUAAAGAUCACCGAUUGCUAAGGCUGAUAAUAUUUUUGUUUAUAGUAGUGAUAUCAUGUGGAAUUUGCAUGUUUAAGAGCAAUAAAUACUCCAGAUGUGAAUUUACUUACAAGUUCAUAAUGCAAUAGAAUAAUUUUGGAAAAACAUACAACUGUUACAAUACCUUUCACCAAAAAACCAACAUUACAAUUUUGUUUUUCUUUAAAAUUAAACCAAUUAUGACUCAUACAAUAGCAUUACCUAGAAAACAUUUUGUCAGAACUCACGGAGUGCAGAUAUAAAAGCAUCAAGGAAAGAGAAAAUGCCUCUAAUUCAUGGAUUAAAGACAAAGAUUAAAAGAGAAGAGUCUGUCAUUUUACAUAUCAAAGGAAAUGUAAUGACUUCAGUCUAUGAUAAUUUGGGUUGAAUGCAUCACCCCUGCACAUUAAAAUUUAUCAGACUGAUUUUUUGUGACUACACACCAUACACAGUAUAGUAAAAUAACCCUCAAAAAGGACAUUGGUCUUUAAAAUCUUGGCUUUAAGGAAUGACAAAUGCCUUUGAAAAUAUUUUGUUCAGAAUCACUGUGAUUAUAAAAGUACUUCAGUUAGGAAAUCAAUCUAGAAUCAUUCUUAAAUGGCAGUGCAUUUGAAAAAUGGCAUUAACUUGUAAUGUUUGCAUUUCCAAAGAAAAAUAUAGAAAGAACUUAAAAAAGCAAGGUAACUGGUUUUCAAAAAAAGUAUUGAUUCAAAAAUUUACUGCACAAAAAUAUGUACUUCUUAAGUGUUUCUAAUAAAUUAACUCCAUAGCA
Lagenorhynchus albirostris (white-beaked dolphin) is the source of this 2127-nucleotide messenger RNA. RefSeq names its product unc-50 inner nuclear membrane RNA binding protein (gene UNC50). NCBI's taxonomy places the organism in Eukaryota, Metazoa, Chordata, Mammalia, Artiodactyla, Delphinidae. The coding region runs from base 185 to 1078 and encodes 297 amino acids. The transcript has 9 exons. Gene Ontology annotation, cellular component: Golgi membrane. The record is from RefSeq and is a predicted model, not a curated record.